UACAGAAUUCUGGUAACUGGUAAGGGCGUUAGGGCCAAACAGCCGUUUUUGGCUUGCUGGGCUGGGACUAACAAGUAAGCAAGUUUGAAGGUCUGAAGCAGUCACACCAUCCACCUGUCUCCUGGACGGGCGGGGUCUUUUGCUCGUCUCGUCGUCGGGUUUUUGUUUCCUCAACUGGCAUCUCUCAACCGAGUAAUCCACCACCACAGAGCGCGACUGACUUUUUCUCAAUUCUCACAAGUCACAACCUCACUACGUUUAAUCAUCUCAUCCUCAUCGGCGAUUCUCCUUCGCACUUUUCGUUGUCUUGUUCUUUGAUUCGACCCCAACAGACAGACAGCCAGACUUACUGACGGAGACGAUGAACGAUCUUCCAGAUCGAAUGGACGAUCCCUUCAUCCGAAACUAUCAAACCUCAGAACUGCAGAUCGCAGCCGAGUUUCUCACGACUUGGCUUCCCUUCCUCACCAGAGAUCUCUGCCCCAAUUGUACUCACAUCCUUUCCGAUCGUGUCCGUUCUAUCGAUCCAGAGCUUUCUGCUGAUCCCGAGCACUCACACUCGGACGAAAAUCUUGCUAAUUCCAAUCCAACUCAGCCGGAAUUGCACGAAAAAUCCCACGAUAAUCAUGAUGAUUGCGACAAUCAUUCGCUCGGGAGCUGGAAAGAUGGAGACAACGGAUGGUCAGAACAUAUUGAAGAUGUCUCGUCGAAUGGAACGCCAUCCGAGCCUGCAAUAAUUACUACUCCAACUGCACGCAUGUCUUGGGCCGAUAUGGCACAAGAGGACGAGCUCGAGGAAGAGGAGGGGGAGGACGUAGAGAAAGAAGGAAACAAGCAUUCUUCGGGGACUGAAAGUCUUCCACCGGAGAAGGUGGAGUUAGGAUCCAACGUGCAGAGAAAGCCUUCUUUGUCAAGGGAGCGAAGAGAGUACCUUAGAUUUAUGAAUGUCCAGAGGAAGAAGGAUUUCAUUUGCCUGGAGAGAAUCAACGGAAAGAUUGUUAACAUUCUUGAUGGUCUUGAGCUUCACACUGGUGUUUUCAGUGCUGCAGAACAGAAGAGGAUAGUUAAUUUUGUAUAUGUCCUCCAAGAGAAGGGAAAGAAAGGAGACUUAAGAGAGCGUACAUAUACUGCACCACUGAAGUGGAUGAGGGGCAAGGGACGUAUGACCAUUCAAUUUGGAUGCUGUUAUAAUUAUGCUAUUGAUAAAAAUGGGAACCCACCAGGCAUUCUUCGUGAUGUAGCUGUAGAUCCUAUACCUCAUCUUUUCAAGGUGAUCAUAAGGAGGUUGGUUGGAUGGCACAUUAUUCCUCCUUCUUGUGUACCUGACAGUUGCAUUGUCAACAUCUAUGAAGAAGGGGACUGCAUACCACCUCAUAUUGACAACCAUGAUUUUGUACGUCCAUUUUGCACAGUAUCAUUUCUUAGUGAGUGCAAUAUAAUGUUUGGGUCCAGCUUAAAGGUUGUGAGCCCUGGCGAGUUUUCUGGUCCAAUUGCAAUUCCACUGCCUGUAGGGUCUGUACUUGUAUUGAAUGGAAAUGGAGCAGACAUUGCUAAACAUUGUGUCCCGGCGGUUCCUACCAAAAGGAUAUCAAUCACAUUCAGGAAAAUGGAUGAAUCGAAACGUCCAUUUGACUUCGUUCCUGAACCAGACUUGCAAGGGAUCCAACCACUGCCCUAUGAUUUAGAUGAGUCAAAGAAGUUGAAUCCUUCCAAGCCACAGUCUCAGAUGAAACGUCAGUCAUUUGUAAGAGAGGGUUUUUCAGAUAAAGAAAAGGCUUUUGAUGGGAGAGGCACGGCUUCAGAGCCACGCCACCCUCGUAAUCGGUCACAGCCUACAAAUAGGCGAAGGGUUAGGGUGAGUUUGGGUAAUUGAUGGUGCAUGCAAACUUGUUGCAGGUUAUCCAACCCAAGUUUUUUUUUUUUUCUUUUUCUGUUGGAAUUCCUUUCAUGUAUCAUAUAUAUUGGGUAUGGAAAGAGAGGUUUGUCUGCGGCCUGUCAAACUUGUAUUUUUGGGCAUAUUAAUUAUUAUUUCUGUUGAUUUUGUUUUAUACAAAGAGGUAACUGAGGGCACCUAGUUAGUUAUUGACAUGUAGACGAGUAAUGUAAUGACCUUCAACUUCAAGUUCUUUUAUCACAGUGUGAAGAACUGAAGACGUUUGGAAAAGAAUCGUUUACUGGGCCUCUACUAUCCAUGUGGUGCACGUGCACCUGAAGAUGAUUAAGAUCA
This is a messenger RNA of Nelumbo nucifera (sacred lotus), 2227 nucleotides long. Its product is annotated as 2-oxoglutarate (2OG) and Fe(II)-dependent oxygenase superfamily protein. The record is from RefSeq and is a predicted model, not a curated record. Gene Ontology annotation, molecular function: demethylase activity; mRNA binding. Lineage: Eukaryota; Viridiplantae; Streptophyta; Magnoliopsida; Proteales; Nelumbonaceae. Gene Ontology annotation, biological process: mRNA catabolic process.